CCGUGUGCGAACAUAACUGAUCAUUUGUCGUGCUGCGUCAGUGAACGUACAGGCAAAUAUCAACGGAAGUUCUCAACUUUUUACUGUUUAAAGACGUAUUAUCUAACGUUCUAAACCUUCAAUAAUACAAUGGCUCUGUCAAGACCUCGCCAGAACUUCCACCAAGAGAGUGAAGCCGGAAUAAACAGGCAAAUCAACAUGGAACUCUAUGCAAGUUACGUGUACCAGUCUAUGGCUUACUACUUUGAUCGAGAUGAUGUGGCGCUGAAGGGUUUCAGUAACUUCUUCAAGAAGUCAUCUGAUGAAGAGCGUGAACAUGCAGAAAAGUUCAUGAAAUAUCAGAACCAGCGUGGAGGCCGUAUUGUGCUUCAGCCCAUUCAGAAACCAGACAGAGAUGAGUGGGGUAGUGGUCUAGAAGCAAUGGAGUCAGCCCUCGCACUGGAGAAAACAGUGAACCAGUCUCUCCUUGACCUUCACAAGGUUGCCGGCGACCAUGGGGAUGCUCAGAUGACUGACUUCCUGGAGGGCAACUACCUUGAGGAGCAAGUUGAGGCCAUUAAGGAAAUCUCAGAUCGCAUCACGAAUCUCAAGCGUGUCGGCUCCGGCCUGGGAGAAUGGCAGUAUGACAAAGAACUGCAGUAACCAUGUCAACAGCAUCCACAGCAAGCACUGUGUUAACAUUGGACUUUCUUUUUUGUUCUUUUCUGCUAGCUUUAAAGUUAUACUGAUAGUUUCAAAGAUGCAAGUUUUAACAUGUUGAGACUUAAAAAUGGCUUUAAUUUCUGUUGAAUCCUACUAAAUAAGUAAUAAAAAGGCUUUAAAACAAAA
Messenger RNA from Mya arenaria, 828 nucleotides. RefSeq names its product soma ferritin-like. Gene Ontology annotation, biological process: iron ion transport; intracellular iron ion homeostasis. Gene Ontology annotation, molecular function: ferrous iron binding; ferric iron binding. The transcript has 4 exons. Gene Ontology annotation, cellular component: cytoplasm. Bases 130 to 642 code for a protein of 170 amino acids. The record is from RefSeq and is a predicted model, not a curated record. Lineage: Eukaryota; Metazoa; Mollusca; Bivalvia; Myida; Myidae.